AGACUGUCGGAAAAUUUUAGGCUGUGAACAGGUGUUUUUCAAAUGUAAUGAGGUGAAUUACUAAUUACUAUUAUAGAGGGGAGAGAAUCUCACAAUUGAAUAGUAGCAUUUUGUUCUCACGAUCUCACAUAUUACAUUACAGCGGUAGUCGCGGAAGUGUAAGAAGUUGUGUAGUCACGGGUUGUGUGUUUAUUAUUUGUUUACAUCUCCAUGGUAAACUUUUAACAGAAAAGUCAUGAUGAAGUAUAGAGUUUGUGAGGUUAACUGAUGUUGUUUUCAUCCAAUAUAGUGUUUAGUGAAAAUGCCUCAUCAAUACGGUCUGCCAGGAAUAAACCAUGCACAAUCGCCUCCUACACCUCCCCCUCAGCAUGGAGCUAUGUACUCCAGGUUCUCUGGAGCAGUUGUACCUGGAGGAUAUCGCGGGGAAGAUAGAAGACUUACUAGGGAAGCAAUGGAAAGGUAUCUCAGGGAAAGAUCUGAUAUGGUGAUUGUUAUAUUACAUGCUAAAGUUGCACAAAAGUCAUAUGGUAAUGAAAAAAGAUUUUUUUGUCCACCGCCUUGUAUUUAUUUGUUUGGAGAAGGCUGGAGAUUGAGGCAAGAACAAAUGCUUCGGGAAGGAGAAUCUGAACAAGCCUCACAACUAUGUGCAUUCAUAGGAAUAGGUAAUUCAGAUCAGGAUAUGCAACAAUUGGACCUCAACAAUGGAAAACAGUAUUGUGCUGCAAAAACGUUAUAUAUUUCAGACUCUGAUAAACGUAAACAUUUUAUGUUAUCAGUGAAAAUGUUUUAUGGUUCGGGACAUGACAUUGGAGUGUUUCAUAGCAAACGAAUUAAAGUGAUAUCAAAACCAUCUAAGAAAAAACAGAGUUUAAAAAAUGCAGAUUUGUGUAUAGCUAGUGGUACAAAAGUGGCUCUUUUUAAUAGGUUAAGAUCUCAGACAGUUUCUACUAGGUAUUUGCAUGUUGAAAAUGGACAUUUUCAUGCUAGUUCAACUCAGUGGGGUGCAUUUACAAUACAUUUAUUAGAUGAUAAUGAAUCAGAGAGUGAAGAAUUUCAAGUGAGAGAUGGAUACAUCCAUUAUGGAUCAACAGUUAAAUUAGUGUGUUCUGUUACGGGUAUGGCUCUACCGAGACUUAUUAUCAGAAAGGUUGACAAACAACAAGCCCUAUUAGAAGCUGAUGACCCAGUAUCACAACUUCACAAAUGUGCUUUCUAUAUGAAGGACACAGAAAGAAUGUACCUCUGUCUAUCACAAGAACGAAUUAUUCAGUUCCAAGCUACACCUUGUCCUAAAGAACCCAAUAAAGAAAUGAUUAAUGAUGGAGCCUGCUGGACUAUCAUUUCUACAGAUAAAGCAGAAUAUCAGUUUUAUGAAGGGAUGGGACCUGUGAGAUCCCCAGUUACACCAGUGCCGAUUGUACAUAGUUUACAUUUAAAUGGUGGUGGUGAUGUUGCUAUGUUAGAACUUACAGGAGAUAAUUUUUCACCAUCAUUGCAAGUUUGGUUUGGAGAUGUUGAAGCUGAGACAAUGUAUAGAUGUCAGGAAAGCAUGCUGUGUGUAGUACCAGACAUAUCUCAAUUCCGUGGCGAAUGGUUAUGGGUACGUCAACCUACGCAAGUUCCUGUUUCAUUAGUCAGAAAUGACGGUAUUAUUUAUGCUACCGGAUUAACGUUCACUUAUACCCCAGAACCUGGUCCAAGACCUCAUUGCGCACCAGCAGAUGAGAUUAUGAGACAACAAAGAGGUCCUGGUGCACAAACACAAUCACAACCUGCAAUUACUGAGAGUGCUUGGAAUUCUCAUGGAAUGCAUUAGUCAGAUAUUUUAUCAUGGUAGGUGAAGUUUGUAGCAAUAAACGUCGAAGAUAUGGGAAUACCAUUAAAAUUAAUAUGAAUAAACUUAACCAAAAAUGCCACUACAUAAAACUUAUGUACAUAUUGUUCUAAAGGUAAGUUGGGGCUUAUAAAUCUGCAUAGUGGUAUUAUUUAUUCUCUGCUCUACAAUAAUAGACAGGGGCAACUUCACUACAAGUGAAAUAGAAAACAAUGUUUUAAUAGCCUUAAGUAUUUUUUAUAACUGAUGCAUUUAUUUAUUUUCUUUAUUUCUCUACACAAAA
Diorhabda carinulata is the source of this 2117-nucleotide messenger RNA. It is a transcript of the gene Su(H), whose product is annotated as suppressor of hairless protein. Gene Ontology annotation, molecular function: RNA polymerase II cis-regulatory region sequence-specific DNA binding; DNA-binding transcription activator activity, RNA polymerase II-specific. The transcript is spliced from 4 exons. NCBI's taxonomy places the organism in Eukaryota, Metazoa, Arthropoda, Insecta, Coleoptera, Chrysomelidae. Gene Ontology annotation, cellular component: nucleus. The record is from RefSeq and is a predicted model, not a curated record. Gene Ontology annotation, biological process: regulation of transcription by RNA polymerase II. Bases 302 to 1816 code for a protein of 504 amino acids.